GACCGAUUAUUGACAGAACUUCAACCCCUGCAAAGCCCCUGUUAUCAGUACUCAGUAGUGCUUUCAUCCUAACAUUUGACGAACAUCUGUUCCGUCCAGAAACAACUUCAGCUGCCUCACCGUUAUUGUCGUUGUCUUUCCGGUCUUGUUUUGCCAAUGGCAUAAAGUUUUGGCAGGAAGGGCUUCUUUGACGCUCAAUGCUCACUUAGCCUUUCGACUCGCAAACAAAUUGCUAUUCAUAAUUUUGUACCCAGCCCGAAACUCGGUGGGCUCUCUACAAUGCCUCUCCAAAAGCCGAGACCAGUACCGGCCGCGGGCGGUCGGGGCAACAACUCCUUCCUAUCCCCGGUAGAUUAUGAUGCCGACGCGCGGUCAAUCCACAGCGACCAGGAAGCCGAUAGCGACGACGAUAUGCUCCUUCAGCGAGCGCGCAACAGCCGAGAGCUUCGAGCGCACGACCGGCUCGUAUUCAUGGAGGAGGAAGAAACAGAUAAGCUGGUGUUGGAUGCACGACGACGCACGCAGGAGAAGGGUAGACGUGAGAGCGGGCUCACAAUACCGAACCCUUUGAAGUUGAUACGGCGCUAUAGCGAUACCUCGUUGCGGUCGUCCGCUGCAGGAGAUGAAGAAGAUGGAAGGGAGAAGGCGGCGGACAAGAGGAAGCAGAGGAAAAGCAGGCGCAAGAUGAAAAAGGACCGAUUGUUGGCCGAGGCGCAGCAUGGGGAGGACGGCGAGCUCAUGUAUGAAAUGGAGGAAGGGGGUAUGAAGGAGGGGAGCGAGACGGGCGACAGCAGCGAGAGGGAGGACAGUGAGGAAGUCGACCGUGUGCGGAUGAAGUUUUUGGAAGAUACCAAACGAAGGAGGUGGGGGUGCUGUCAGUGGACUCUCAUAAAUGCGGUAAUCGCAGUAGUCUUUGCACUGCUUGCCUUGGGGGCAUGGAAGCUGUCCCAGAAGGACAGGAGUCACAAGCAACAGCAGUAUGUCAGCAACGGCACUGCGUUGUUCGGUCCAACGACAAUUAUCAUCAGCCUAGACGGCUUCCGAGCGGAUUUCCUGAAUCGAGGGCUGACACCAAGGUUGAACGCUUUUGUCAAGGAGGGCGUGUCACCCUUGUAUAUGCUACCAUCGUUUCCGAGCGUUACAUUCCCAAACCAUUAUACCCUUGUCACCGGGUUAUAUCCCGAGAGUCACGGUGUCGUCGGGAAUACAUUCUACGACCCUGAAUUGAAGACCGACUUUUACUACACGGACCCUGGCCGGAGUCUCGACCCGAAAUGGUGGGGUGGGGAGCCCUUCUGGGCGACCGCGGAGAAGGCAGGUAUCCGAACUGCCAUCCACAUGUGGCCAGGCAGUGAAGCACAUAUCCUCGGCAUUGAGCCUAGCUUCCUGGACAAAUACGACGGCAAAGAGAACCUUUCAAGCAAGGUAUCCAGGAUCCUCGAACUUCUGGACAAGCCGGGCAUGGAAGACGAAAAGGCAAACCCCAAAGAUAUGCGCCCGCAGCUUAUUGCAGCAUAUGUCCCAAACGUCGAUGCAGAUGGCCAUACCUACGGGCCUAACAGCACGGAGAUAAGAGAGACCAUCAAGGAAGUGGACGGCAUGAUGGACGACAUUUUCAAAGGGCUUGAGCAGAGGAACCUGACUGGCUUAGUGAACGUCGUUGUUGUGUCGGAUCACGGUAUGGCGACCACUGAUAGAACGCGUCUUCUUCAGCUCGAUGAUCUUGUCGACUUGUCGAAGGUUGAGCAUAUAGAUGGCUGGCCUCUAGUCGGUCUGAGGCCACGCAAACCAGAAGACCUGCAGUCGCUAUACGACGAGCUGGUUCGCAACACCAAGGACAACCCGAACGUUGACAUCUACCUCAAGGAUGUCAAUAUGCCCAAGCGAUACCACUUUUCCAACAACGAUCGCAUCGCGCCGCUUUGGGUAGUUCCCAAAACGGGAUGGAAUGUGGUGCAACGAGAAGAGUUCGACCUACAGGAGGCCAAGACAAAAGACUUGACCUACCACCCCCGUGGGCUGCAUGGCUACGACAACGAGCAUCCCUUGAUGAGAGCUAUCUUUAUUGCAAGGGGACCGGCAUUUCCACACGCCCCGAAUAGCAAGCUGGAACCAUUUCAAAAUAUCGAGGUCUACAACAUUCUGUGCGACUCAGUGGGACUCGACCCAGUCCCAAACAACGGCACUUUGAGAUUACCUCUCAAGCCCAUUGGGCUACACAGCCCCGAGGCGCCAAUACCAGAUGCUGCAGAUCCCGUCACCUCGAGUACGACGACGGAGAGCACCCCGACACAGUCGGUCGGCGUUGAUCACGUGCCGGAACCCACACAGGCAGGAACUCCGGGCAGCAAUAAUGGUGGCGGUGACGGGAAGGAUGGUGCAAGCCAGCCCAAGACCGCCAAGGAGAAGCUUGAAGAUCUUUGGAAGUGGUUCACGGGCAAGGUCAGUAAGGCCUGGGGGAAGAUAGCGCACCCAAACAGAGGAGGCUCCAGCACGGCGGACUCGAAUAGUGCUUGAUAUGCUCAUAUUGUAUGGGCUAGUUGAGUUGGAUGGUUUUGUGUUAUUAGCGUUUUGUUUUUUUGAACCAAGUUGUACCUUUAAUACACAUGUCCCUUGAGAGACGUUUGAUUUUGGACCGUUUUCCCGAAUAUGAAUUCAACCGCAGUGGAGUUUUGAUAUAUACACAUAGCCACUAACUACUCAAUAACCAAUUUGAUGUUGUCAAG
This is a messenger RNA of Pyricularia oryzae 70-15, 2726 nucleotides long. Its product is annotated as ectonucleotide pyrophosphatase/phosphodiesterase 1. Gene Ontology annotation, biological process: nucleoside triphosphate metabolic process. Lineage: Eukaryota; Fungi; Ascomycota; Sordariomycetes; Magnaporthales; Pyriculariaceae. Gene Ontology annotation, molecular function: nucleoside triphosphate diphosphatase activity; ribonucleoside triphosphate phosphatase activity. The transcript has 2 exons. Bases 280 to 2517 code for a protein of 745 amino acids. The record is from RefSeq and is a predicted model, not a curated record.